AUGGUUCAGCAGCGAUGGGAAUUUGUGCGCGCCUGCAAGGACAUCUGCAGCUGCUGCCUGUCACCUGGCCAUUGGUCCACUGCGUGCAAGAUGAGCUGUGGCGCCUGUCAAGUGACCGGUACGUACGAGCACUUCACCGUCGCGGUCGACAAAGCUGACGGCUCGAUAUCGGAGUUCCGCGCCUGGGCGCUGCCAACAGUGUGCCCGAGCGUGCAGCCGGUGGACUGGAGCCAGAGCAAGCAGAGCUGGGAGCAUCUCCGCGACAUCCCGUUCCCCUCAGUGGAGGGGCGGAUCGACGUGCUGAUCGGUCUCAACGCCAUCGACCUGCACACCGUACGGCAGGAAGCCACUGCAGCGCAGCCUAACCACCCGAUUGCCCGACUCACCCCACUGGGCUGGGUGUGUUUGAGCCCAGGAAGAGCAGAUUUGGCCCCUGCCAGCUUCUCAGCAGUCGUCACGCCUACAUCAGAGGAUCUGAGCCUCGAGACGCUCGUCCGAAACCAUCUCGGCAUGGAGUCAGCCGGUGCACGGCCGCCUUGCUACGACGCUAUGCCAUCUGCUGAGGACAACCAGGUGGAGGAGCGCACCAACGCAACGGCCUGGAGCCUGGAACGCUCACUGAAAAGCCGCCCGAGAGUACAACAGCAGUACCACGACGUCAUGCAGAGCCAUCUCGACAAGGGGUACAUCCGUGAAGUGCCCAGCAGGGAGGUGGACGCCGAUGGUGCUCAGCAAUGGUUCCUGCCGCACUUCCCGGUCGUCCGCAACGACAAGGAGACGACCAAGGUGCGGAUCGUGUUCGACGCCGCGGCCAAGUGGGACGGGCGAUCGAUUAAUGAUGAAAUGUUCAGCGGCCCGACACUUCAGACCGACAUUGUCAAGGUCCUGAUCCGGUUCUGUGCCGAGCCUGUAGCACUUGUAGCUGACAUCUCGGAGAUGUUUCUCCAAGUGGCUCUCAGGGAAGAGGACCGCAAAUACCACCGGUUUCUCUGGCGCUUCGACGACAACCAGCCGCGGGUGUAUGAUUUUCAGCGCAUGGUGUUCGGCAUCAAGGCCUCGCCUUACCUGGCGGGCAAGGCAGUCCAGGAGGUACUGCGCAGAUUCGGCCCGCAAUACUCAGCCGCAAUUACCGACGCUCUGGAGCGGAGCCGCUAUGUCGACGACCUGCUGACAUCGCGCCCAUCGGUGGCCGACGCAGUGGAGAGCCGCGUCCAGUUCCAGGACAUCCUGUCGCGCGGCGGGUUCCACCUGCGCAAGUGGCUGUCCACCAGCGCGGAAGUCCUGCAGAGCAUACCAGCUGCUGAUCGAGCCGCAUCCGCUACACUCAAUGUCGGUGAGCAUAUCCACUGCACUCUGCCUACUACGAAGACGCUGGGAGUCACCUGGUCAGCGGAUAAAGACGUCUUCAGCUUCCAUUUCAAGCGACCAGAGUUCACCAAGUUGACACGGCGCUCCGUCCUCAGCGGCCUGGCGUCGGCGUUCGAUCCUCGUGGGCAAAUUGCGCCGUUCACGAUCCGUGCCCGCGUGCUGCUGCAGGACACUUGGUUGCUGGAUCAGGCGUAG
Messenger RNA from Sycon ciliatum, 1563 nucleotides. RefSeq lists its product as uncharacterized. The coding region runs from base 1 to 1563 and encodes 520 amino acids. The transcript has a single exon. The record is from RefSeq and is a predicted model, not a curated record. Lineage: Eukaryota; Metazoa; Porifera; Calcarea; Leucosolenida; Sycettidae.